Messenger RNA from Paramuricea clavata, 177 nucleotides. The record is from the annotation of a GenBank genome assembly. Lineage: Eukaryota; Metazoa; Cnidaria; Anthozoa; Malacalcyonacea; Plexauridae.
AUGGCGGACGAAGCUGAACCUGAAGUUGCUAUACAGAAAAUUCAAAAAAGUGAUGCGUUAUUUGCGGAAUUACUCCAAGAAUUUCCUACUAUAUACAACCAAGCAUCAAAGGAUUUCAAAGCCAAGAAUAAGAAAGCAAACUGCUUAAGAUUAUUAAGUUCAUUAACUAAACUGUGA